Messenger RNA from Carica papaya (papaya), 1491 nucleotides. Lineage: Eukaryota; Viridiplantae; Streptophyta; Magnoliopsida; Brassicales; Caricaceae. The record is from RefSeq and is a predicted model, not a curated record.
AAACCCCAAACCCCGAAUAUCUCUCUCUUUCCGUCACCAUAAGCCGGAAAACCCUACUUAACCCCGAACUUCAAAACCCCGAAACGAGAAGAAGAAGAAAAGAAGUACAAAAAAUGAAUUCGACAAUUCUUCGAUCUCGCAUAAGCUCGGGUUUAUCAAAGAUUAAAUCUAACAACCCAAGGCUUUUCUCUGUGGAGGUGCCUCCUCUUGAAUCAUCACAGGCGCGGCCAAUAAUUGCCGUCGGCGAAGAGUUCGCUACCGAUCCCAAUUCAUCAUCAAAGAAACCGACCCCGGAAGGUGCGCCGCAGGUUUCGAAGCCGCUUAGGUUUCUCAAGUACGGUCUCAUUGGCGCUCUCACGGGAGCUACAGCUGCUGCCGGAUAUGUCAGCUAUGCUUAUACCUUGGAGGAAGUUGAUCAAAAGACUAAAGCUUUGCGUGAAUCAGUAAACUAUAAAGUUGGAGAUGAUUCAUCAACUAUGGAUGUGAGUAGGGUUAAAGCAUUGUCCUCAGACAAGCUUCUCCCAGACUUGCAUCCGGCGGAGCAACAUGUAUUCACACUGGUUCUAGAUCUAAAUGAGACACUACUUUAUUCUGAUUGGAAGCGUGACAGAGGUUGGAAGACGUUCAAACGACCGGGGGUUGACAUCUUUUUGGAACAUCUUGCCAAGUUCUACGAAAUUAUUGUGUACUCAGACCAAAUGGAAAUGUAUGUCGUUCCAGUGUGUGAUAGGUUGGAUCCAAAUCAUUAUAUACGGUAUCGGCUAGCAAGGGGUGCUACCAAUUACGUCAAUGGCAAACACUAUAGGGAUCUGUCAAAGCUCAAUAGAGAUCCAGCAAAGGUCCUUUAUGUGAGUGGGCAUGCCUUUGAUAGCACCCUUCAGCCAGAAAACUGUGUUCCGAUUAAGCCAUAUAAGCUCGAGUCAGAUGAUACAGCACUUUUGGAUCUUAUUCCAUUUCUUGAAUUUGUUGCACGGAAUAGUCCAGCUGAUAUAAGAACUGUUCUAUCAUCUUAUGAAAGAAAUGAUAUUGCAAAGGAGUUCCUCGAGCGUUCCAAGGAGUAUCAAAGACGAAUGCAAGAACAGAGGAGCCAAAAACGUUUCUGGCAACGAUGAUGAUGAUGAUAGGAUUUUGUAUAGUUGACCGUACGUGUGAAACUCUUACGUAUUUUCUGGAGAACCAAACGGAUGAAUACAUAAGAAAUCAUUCCUGUGAGUGUUCAACAUUGGCUUUGCAAGUCAAAGCCAUUGCUGGUCAAUUGUCAUAUAUUUAUGCAGUCUCCUUUCACUUAAUCAUUUAAACCUGAGAAUUUAGAGUUCUUUUGCCCGGAGUAUAAUUCAUUUUUCCUUCCAUUAACUUGAUGAUUCAGAAAUCGCAAUUUUGGGUUAACGCAUCAGAAUAUUGUACCUCGUAUCAUCCUUUCUUUUUUUUUUUUUUCUUCUAAACCUGUUUGUGCUAGUAAUUAAUUAGUUCCGAAAUAGUCAAUACUCAAAA